AGAUUGAAACUUUUUGGCAUUUAAAAGAGAGAUAAAAUAUUCCAUUAUUAUGGCUUCCCUUGUUCCUUAUCUUUUCCCCUCUGAUCCCUCUCCGUUCCCCCUUUGGUCCCCUCACCCUUCUCAUCCUUCUUCUCAACCCACAAACUCACCCUAGCUCUUUUCUUCAAUUUUGAAAUCCCACAACUUCACAUGACCCAAUUUUGAUUCUAAUCCAUUUUUCACUUCUUCAAUUUCUUCUUCUUCUGGGGUUGCCAAAAAAAUGAAGAGAGAUCACCAAGAUAGCUGCAAAGGAGGGAACACUGGGAGUGUGAGGAACAGUGUUGGUGCUGUGAAAGGUGAAUGCUCGUCAAUGCCGACCGGCAAGGCCAAGAUGUGGGAGGAAGAACACGGCGGCGCCGCCGGAGUUGAUGAGCUUCUGGCGGCUUUAGGUUACAAGGUGCGUUCCUCUGACAUGGCUGAUGUUGCCCAGAAGAUGGAACAGCUUGAGAUGGUGAUGGGUAUUGCACAGGAAGAUGGAAUCUCACACCUUGCUUCUGAUACCGUUCACUACGACCCUACCGAUCUGUAUUCAUGGGUUCAAACCAUACUCACCGAGCUCAACCCUCCUCCAACCACCACCACCACCUUGCUUGAUCCAUCUUCUCUCUUGGAAAAUCACCAAAUCAACGACCCUUUAAACCCUUCUUCAAUUCUUCUCAACAACAACGCUUCAAGGGUCUUCAACGAUGAUUCUGAAUACGAUCUCAGAGCUAUCCCCGGCAUCGCCGCAUACCCACCAACCCAAGACAACAGCAACGACGAAACCGAACCCAAGCGAUUGAAGACAUGGUCAAUCAAAUCUGAUUCAGCUCUUUCACCGCCGGCGCAAGUUCCAGAGACGGCGAGGCCGGUGGUUCUGGUGGACACGCAGGAAACAGGGGUUCGUCUGGUUCACGCGCUGAUGGCCUGCGCUGAAGCAGUUCAGAAGGAGAAUCACAAGCUCGCGGACACGCUCGUGAAGCACAUAGGGGUGCUCGCUGCGUCGCAAGCCGGCGCGAUGAGGAAGGUUGCUUCCUAUUUCGCACAAGCUCUUGCUCGGAGAAUCUAUGGAAUCUUCCCUGACACCGUCGAUUCCUCCCUCAACGACGUGCUUCACAUGCACUUCUACGAGUCCUGUCCCUACCUGAAGUUCGCACACUUCACCGCCAACCAGGCCAUUCUUGAGGCUUUCGCCACCGCCGGAAGAGUCCACGUCGUCGAUUUCGGCCUGAAACAGGGGAUGCAGUGGCCGGCGCUCAUGCAGGCACUCGCAUUGCGCCCCGGCGGACCACCCACUUUCCGCCUCACCGGAAUCGGACCACCGCAGCCGGACAACUCCGACGCCUUGCAGCAGGUGGGUUGGAAGCUCGCUCAGCUUGCUCAAACCAUCGGCGUCCAGUUCGAGUUCCGCGGCUUCGUCUGCAACAGCCUCGCCGAUCUCGACCCGAACAUGCUCGAGAUCCGACCCGGGGAAGCCGUCGCUGUCAACUCAGUCUUCGAGCUCCACCGCAUGUUAGCCCGACCCGGAUCCAUUGACAAGGUCAUGGGCACAAUCAAGAAGCUAAACCCCAAGAUCGUGACCAUCGUUGAACAGGAAGCGAACCACAACGGACCGGUUUUCGUGGACCGGUUCACGGAGGCGCUGCAUUACUAUUCAAGCCUGUUUGAUUCUCUGGAAGGCGCGGCGUCAACCGGGUCGGAUUCGUCGGGUCAGGACGUCGUGAUGACCGAGGUUUACCUAGGGGAGCAGAUAUGCAACGUGGUGGCGUGCGAAGGGGUGGACCGGGUCGAGCGGCACGAGACCCUGGUCCAAUGGAGGACCAGGAUGGGCUCGGCCGGAUUCGACCCGGUCCAUCUCGGGUCGAACGCCUUCAAGCAAGCGAGCAUGUUGCUCGCAUUGUUUGCCGGCGGUGACGGUUACAGGGUGGAGGAGAACAAUGGGUGCCUCAUGCUUGGGUGGCACACUAGGCCACUCAUUGCCACCUCCGCGUGGAAGCUUCCACAACCCAGUGAGUCGUAGUGAGUUGACUCGGUUUGGGCCCUACUGAGUUAGGAGAUGAUAAGAAGAAAGAAAUGACUCUCCGAUGUAGAUUUUAAUUGGGAUGAUUAUUAUGAGAAUGGCCCAAUGGGAUCAAUGGUUUGAUUGAUGUUGAAUGAGUGAGUCAGUAGCUACUGAGUGAGUGAGUGAGCGAGCCAGCGAGGCUGAGGGUAAAUAAAGGAAGUGAAAAAAAAAAGAAAAAACUGUAAUUUAAUUUGUAAUUGUACUGUUGAAUUACUAGUGUUUUUUUUUAUCUUGCUCUAAAUUAUAUAAUUUGUUCAAUUCUUA
Messenger RNA from Lotus japonicus, 2344 nucleotides. Its product is annotated as DELLA protein 1-like. The coding region runs from base 260 to 2038 and encodes 592 amino acids. Gene Ontology annotation, molecular function: DNA-binding transcription factor activity; sequence-specific DNA binding. Gene Ontology annotation, cellular component: nucleus. Gene Ontology annotation, biological process: jasmonic acid mediated signaling pathway; hyperosmotic salinity response; negative regulation of seed germination. The record is from RefSeq and is a predicted model, not a curated record. NCBI's taxonomy places the organism in Eukaryota, Viridiplantae, Streptophyta, Magnoliopsida, Fabales, Fabaceae. The transcript has a single exon.